Messenger RNA from Mya arenaria, 3889 nucleotides. RefSeq lists its product as uncharacterized. NCBI's taxonomy places the organism in Eukaryota, Metazoa, Mollusca, Bivalvia, Myida, Myidae. The coding region runs from base 61 to 2397 and encodes 778 amino acids. Gene Ontology annotation, molecular function: zinc ion binding; protein binding. The record is from RefSeq and is a predicted model, not a curated record. The transcript has 6 exons.
GAUUUUGGCGCGGAAGGCUAGAUUUAGUGAUGUUCAGCUUUUCAAUAUACGGAAAACACCAUGGCAUCAAAUAUUUAUUGCGGGACAUGUACAGACAAUGAAAAGAUUGCAUCUCACUUUUGCGAAAAUUGUUCACACUUUUUGUGUGUAAAUUGCGUAAAAUUGCAUCAGCAACACAUUUUGGUUGAUGCAGCCGAGAAGAUUUCACCGCGAAGUUGUAACACUUGUAAACAUAAAGGAAUACCAACUCCUGCCAUUUCGUUUUGUGCACUUUGCUCUGUAUUCCUGUGUAGCGAUUGCAAAACUAAACACUUAGGAUGGUCAAGGAUUCGGACCCACACAUUUUUGUCGGUUGUUGAAGGUAUCAGCCAUCUUUCGACUAAAAAAGUCGAAAUCACGUCAGGCGAGAGCGUAAGGAAUGGAAAAGGCAAUGUGUUGAGUCGCAAAUCGAGGGAGCCCAGUCAACCACAGGCAUUGGAAGUAACGGCAGAAUCUGUUCUGCUCGCAUGGGAGGCACCAUCCGAUAAACGAAAAGGUGAUGUGUUUGAGGUCCGCUUUACCGAGAUUAGCAAAGAAAGCACAACAAAACGAUGGGUAACAGUGCAAAACAAGUUUACCACAGAGUAUGGCGAAAUUAAUGGUUUGAAGAGUAAUACAUCAUUCCAGUUUUUUGUGCGAGUUGUUGAUGAAGAAGGCGAUGAAGGGCCAAAGAGCGAACCAAGUGAUAAAAUUAAAACAUGUGAAUCCCUUGGAACAAAGCUGAUCAAAACGUCGAAAGUGUUGGAAAAAAAACCUGACUAUCCAACUUCAUAUGGCAUUUCUAUGAAUGAGGUAAAAGAAGCAAGGACAGAACAAACACAAACAAGGAAGUUUGAAAUCGGAAAAAGAGAUAUGUUGAACAAGGAAGAAAAAACUAUACUUGUUGUAGGAGAAACUGGGAGCGGAAAAAGCACUUUGGUAGACGGAAUGAUGAAUUAUAUCCUGGGUGUAAAUUUUAACGACCCCUUUCGUUUUCGAGUAGUCACAUUAGAAGAGGAAGAAAAAGAAAGAUGCUACAAUCAGGCACUUUCACAAACGGAAUGGAUAACAUGCUACACCAUCAAUCCAGAUGUUGGCAGUCGUUUAAGUUACACAUUGAACAUCAUUGAUACACCUGGCUUUGGAGAUACAAGAGGAAUUGUGCGAGAUGAAAAGAUAGUCUACCAGAUUCGAGAGUUAUUUACCAACAAAGAACCAAAAGGGGUACAGACUAUCGAUGCCGUUUGCUUCAUUGUAAAAGCACCAGAUGCGAGAUUGACCUCGACAAAGAAAUACAUAUUGCUGUCAAUUAUGUCCCUGUUUGGAAAAAAUAUUGAACAUAACAUAUGUACGCUGAUAACAUUUGCAGACGGCGCUGAGCCUAUGGUAUGCGCUUCACUUAAAGAAUCUGGAUUACCCUUCGGCAGGUAUUUCACCUUCAACAACUCUGCACUGUUUGCUCCGAAUGGAAAUCCGGAUAGGUAUGACAUGUCAUCAUUUUUCUGGAAUAUGAGUAUGAUGAGCUUCGAAACAUUUUUCAAGGAAAUGAAAACAUUCAAAACGGAGAGCCUUCAGCUGACUGGAGAUGUCUUAAUUGAACGAAACAGGCUGCAAAUGGUACUUAAAAACUUGGAACCAAAGAUAGAUGCUGGCUUGGCUAAAGUCAGUCAGAUUAAUUGUGAAAAAAUUGCGUUCGAAAAAGCAGCGAACGACAUGGAGAUCAAUAAAACAUUCACAGUCACGAGAAACGUUUCAGUACAAAUAAAAGGUCCUGAAAAAGAGUUUAUAACAUUUUGCACACCAUGCCAGUUUAUGUGCCAUGAACCGUGUGCUUUUGAGGAUGAUGAGGACAAAAAGAGUUGUUCAGCCAUGGGGGGUUCAGGAUAUUGCACAGUAUGUCCCAAACGUUGUUUUUGGAGAUCCCAUAAAAACUAUGUACAGUCGGUUUUCAAAACCAUCACAAAAUCAGUAACGGAAACGUUUGAAGAUAUAAAGGCCAAGUAUGAACAAGCUGCUGGAGCAAAGCUCACCCAACAACAGAUAAUUGAACAAAUGGGUCGUGACUUAAAAAAACUUGCUGCAGUAAUCGACGGCAUGAUAAGAGAAUGUCAAGAAUGCAACACGAAAUUAUCCGAGAUUGCACUUCGUCCAGAUCCUCUGACUAUGACGAGCCACAUUGAGUUGAUGAUGGAAGCGGAGAAAAAGAUUGCAAAGCCUGGAUGGGAGAAUAGAAUUAAGGUUUUGGAAGGAUUCAUGAAAAGGGCUGAAAUUCAGAAAAAAGUUGUACAUGGUUCAGGUGAUGUUUUUGAGCAAUUUUUCGAUGCCUUUGAAACUCCUAACUCCCAACAGACGAAUCUAACAAGGCAAGACCGUGUAUAGUUCAUUAUCAUUAUAAUUAAAUUAUUUAUAAAGGAAUAUAGUUAUUUUACUUGAUAACAUGUACUCUUAGAGACAUGCCGUUAUGCGAAACGGAAGACGACUUGAGGAAAUCGGGACAAGGCGUUGGUCAAGUUUAGAUAUGCUGUUUUAACGAUCUGGGAAGGAGGAAACCUGUAUUUCAAUUCAACUUUUCGACACAAGAAUUGUGGAAAUCUCCCCUUUAAAAUUAGUUUUCACAUCCCAGAAAUUGCCGUAUAACAGAAGGACGAUGCUAAUUUUGUAUGCAUCAUUUGUGGUAAACGCUUCAACCACAAGUACAACUAUAUUUUGUUUGUAUAAGGCAUGCUGUUACUUUAUAGUCAACAAAAUGUAAAGAGGGGAAACGCAAUCAUUAGCGAUUCAAGAAGUCUAAGCAAAAUAGGAAUAAUUAAAUUUCAAGUCUGUCAGAUUGUUAUCAAGUAAAAUGUUGACACAGUCAAACCCCAUUUCGGACCCGCGAAAAUACCUCGAGCCUCGGAAAAUUCGCGCCAAGCGGUUAUUAUUUCCUUCAGUGUUAUAGAUAUCGGUCCAUAACAUCAGUUCGAGUCAACAAGAAAUUCGAGCCAAGUGUUUCCGAGCCAACGGGGUUCGACUGUACAUUAUUUCAUUUUUAUAAAUGAAUUCAUGUCUAUCAUUCGAUAAAAAAAUAUUGUUUUACUGAAAAAGUUUUACGUUUUAUUUAUUAGUGUCCUGUUACAAAACCUAUAUUCUAUGUUGUUAUUAACCUAUUGAAUUUAGUUACCCAUGUAUUAAUCUUUAUAAGAAAUAGUUGUAUUGAUUACAUAUGUUUUAUUUCUUUCUUCUUACCUUUCAUUUUGAAAAUGAGGAAUAUUUUAGAGGAGUCGGUUAAGCAAGAGUUUAAUUGGCGCCUCUGUCGACCAUUUCGGGACAUUUUAAAAAGAAUUCCAAUUUGAAAAUAGCCACAAUGAUGUGUCCAGCGUGAAAAAAGCAGAUUACAUAUGCCCGGUGGCACUGUCAACUUGGCAAUAGACAUCGGAACCCACUCAUAUCAUGAGAAAAUACGGUGAAGGUUUAGAUAUGUAUAGACGAGCCGAUUUUGAACCAAAGUAUUUUGUCUUACUUUGGCAUCAUAACUGUGGAGUAAAAUGAAUGUGCAUUCAUCUGAGUCGGAUGUUUUUGUAAAAAUGAAAGUUUUUAAUGAUUUAGCUUGCUAUUGUAUUACAGGCUGUAAUGAUGAGUGUAUUAUGUUCGAGAAUUUCUUUAUUAUUGUUGUUUAUUGUAUUUAUUAAGUGUGAUCCAUGACUUGUUUUCAUAAUAAGUAAUGCUUCGUAUGCUCUUUUUGUCAGAAUGAUAACUCCAUGUGAAAUCGAUAAGUUCACUCAAAAUGAAGUAACAUAAGUUAAACUUUAAAUUCCCUUACGCAGGCACCAAAAAUACUUUUGUUUUCAUUUCAUAAUUUAUAUUUAAAAACAAAUUUAAAACCUAGACUUUA